UUUAUAGUUUCUCUCAAAAUCAAAAACUGAUUUUUUUUUAAAUAAAAAAUGAGUAUUAAAUUUCUUCUUUUUCAGCAGAAUCAUCAAGGCUUCAAGAUUCUUGAUUCUCCUUCACUUCACAAAUCUCUACCUUGUUUUCAUCAACACCCAAUUGUUUCUUUUCCCAAGAAAUGCUUCCACUCCUCAGUCCAAUUUGGGAUUCUUGAUGUGGUAUCAUUGAUGAAAGAAAAAGAGGGCCUUUCGGCAACAACCUAUCUACCUCGGAGAGGUAGUGGGGUACGAUUGGUGGGGUUUCCAUCAGCUAUACAAUCCACAUUGCCAAGACUAUUGGUUACUAGAUGUAUCUCAGAAAGUUUCUCAGAUCCACUUGGGCCUAAUGACUUUGAAUCACUUGAGAAUUUGAAACAAAAAGAGAACGCCUUUUUGACAAUUUUGAAGGGAGCAAACUCUUUUCUGCCCCAUGUGGUUCUUGCUAGCACAAUUUUGGCUCUUAUCUAUCCACCUUCUUUUACUUGGUUUACCAACAGGUACUAUGCCCCUGCAUUAGGAUUUUUAAUGUUUGCUGUUGGAGUCAAUUCAAGUGAAAAGGACUUUCUUGAAGCUUUCAAGAAACCUGCUGCCAUUUUUGCUGGUUAUAUCGGUCAAUUUGCUCUGAAGCCACUACUCGGGUAUCUUUUUGGCACAGUUGCAAUGUCCGUAUUGGGUCUUCCAACUUCCUUAGCUGCAGGGAUUAUGUUGACCUCUUGUGUUAGCGGAGCACAGCUGUCAAAUUAUGCUACUUUUCUAACCGAUCCACAAAUGGCCCCUCUUAGUAUAGUGAUGACAGCGUUAUCUACAGCUACUGCUGCUUUUAUAACCCCGACAUUAACUUUAUUGCUUAUUGGGAAAAAGUUGCCUGUGGAUGUUAAGGGAAUGAUUUCCAACAUACUCCAGAUUGUUGUUGCACCUGUUGCUGGUGGACUCUUUCUGAAUAGAUGCCUCCCACAGAUUUCCCAUGCCAUUCGGCCGUUGUUGCCUCCCCUGUCAGUUUUUGUGACUGCUCUCGCUGUAGGAGCUCCACUCGCUAUUAACAUAGAUGCCCUCGUAUCCCCUUCUGGAAUGUCUGUUUUGUUCCUUGUGAUUGCAUUUCAUUUAUCAGCUUUCAUCUUGGCCUAUUUUCUUUCCGGCCUAGCCUUCCACAAAGCACCAGAUGUCAAAGCUCUACAAAGAACAUUGUCAUACGAAACAGGCAUGCAGAGCAGUCUUUUGGCCCUUGCUCUUGCCAAUAAGUUUUUUCAAGAUCCCCUUGUUAGUGUCCCUCCGGCUAUAUCAGUUGUGAUCAUGUCAUUAAUGGGCUUCACACUAGUGAUGCUGUGGACUAAGAAAAAAGAAACUGUUAUGGAGUGAUAUAACUAUUAAAAUUAUCAUUCAUCGAGUUUCAAAUCGUCUGUUGAUUGAUCCUCGAAAAUUUCUCGAUCAUCAAAAAAAAUAAAAAAGAUCCACACAUUAUCUGUCCUAACAGUGCUUGUAAUGUCAAGAACCUCAUGGUACAACUAAAGAUGGCAUCACCAAAUGUUGUGUGGAAUUUUAUUUUCUAUAUGUAAUUUUCAGUAGAAAUAAAUGUGUACUACAUUUUUCUUUUGCGA
This is a messenger RNA of Solanum pennellii, 1625 nucleotides long. Its product is annotated as probable sodium/metabolite cotransporter BASS5, chloroplastic. The transcript has 11 exons. Gene Ontology annotation, cellular component: membrane. Bases 49 to 1386 code for a protein of 445 amino acids. NCBI's taxonomy places the organism in Eukaryota, Viridiplantae, Streptophyta, Magnoliopsida, Solanales, Solanaceae. The record is from RefSeq and is a predicted model, not a curated record.